AUGGGGCAGUCUCUGUCCCUUGCCGCGCAGCCUGGUGGCUCUGCUGGUAUAGACGUACCGGAACUUUCGGACAUCCUAUAUGAGAAAUCCCUGGGCACAGCACGACUCAUGAAAUGCGUCCGAGCCCGACAUCAAGACGGCCUCGUGGUGGUGAAGCUGGUAAUGAAGCCUUUAGCAACAUUCGAACUCACGGAAUAUGUCAAAAAGAUAAGGUGUGAGUACGUGACUGUAAAGACUUCUUACUGGAUCUCAAGGCUUAUCCGCAUAGCUGAACGGGAUGCCCUCGCGGACAUAUCAAAUGCCCUUGGCUAUCAAAGGGUGUUCGAGACCAGCACAAAUGGGUACCUCGUAAGGCAAUACCACUACAGCUCGCUCUACGACCGAUUAAGCACUCGACCGUUCCUGGAAGAAAUUGAAAAGAAGUGGCUGGCAUUUCAGUUGCUCUGUGCCCUUAAAGAGUCGCAUGCUCGGGACUUAUACCAUGGUGACAUUAAGACUGAGAACGUUCUGGUCACAUCUUGGAACUGGCUGUACCUGACGGACUAUUCUGCGUCCUACAAGCCACCAUCACUUCCGGAGGAUAAUCCAGCAAAUUUUUCUUACUACUUCGAUACAUCUGGAAGGAGAACUUGCUACCUUGCUCCUGAACGCUUUUUGAGUACUCCAGACCAAGACGGAGGCGGGAAAAUCACUUGGGCAAUGGACGUCUUCAGCGCUGGUUGUGUCAUUGCCGAGCUUUUCACAGAAUCACCCAUAUUCAGCUUGAGCCAGCUCUUCAAAUAUCGCAACAAGGAAUAUAAUCCGACUUAUGGAUACUUGGACAAAAUCCAAGAUCAAGACGUCCGCGAAAUGGUAGCCCAUAUGAUUCAGGUGCAGCCUGAAUCAAGAUAUUCUGCAGAUGAAUAUUUGAAUUUUUGGCGCCAUAAAGCUUUUCCCGAAUAUUUUUACAGCUUUCUGCAUCAAUAUAUGGGCCUAAUCACAGAUCCUUCCUCUGGUCGAUCAGCUGUGCAUCCCGAGUCCUCCAAUUUCGGAGAAGCAGAUGAUAGGAUCGACAAGAUAUACUACGAAUUCGACAAGAUUGCUUACUUUCUCGGCUAUGAAGAUGAAUCGGAAGCUAAGUUAGAUGACAUAGUUGGGUCUUGUUCAGGAGAUGACAUAGUACCUAUUAUGAUCGAUUUACCAAACAACAGGCAUCGAGCCGGAGGGCGUGCCCAACCUUCUGUGAACAAUGGCUCAUUGAUUUUUCUCACUCUCAUCGUGUCGUCAUUAAGACACACAGCUAGAUCCUCCGCUAAAGUCCGUGCAUGCGAGCUCAUGCUCGCGUUUGCGGAGCAUGUCACCGAUGAAGCUAAGCUUGAUCGUAUCCUACCAUACCUCGUUGUUCUUCUAGGUGACCGAUCGGACAGUGUAAAGAUCGCAGCACUCCGAACGAUGACCCAGAUGCUUUCAAUCAUCACGACGGUCUCUCCUGUCAACGCUCAUGCGUUCACAGAGUAUAUAAGGCCCCGUUUACAGCAGUUCAUUGGUGGUCCCGGUCUCAAAGCGAGCAACUUAGCACGAGCCACUUAUGCAUCUUGUUUAGCAUCGCUAGCUGAAUCGUCGGUAAGAAUUCUUGACAUGGUCCAGGCUCUUCAUGCGGACGGUUCAAUUCCUACCAUUGACUCUGAUACUGAGGAUGGCCUGGCCACAGAUUUGGCAUAUCAAAAUUCAUUUGACAGUGCGAAAAUUGAUCUUUUGGAAUACUUCGAAACACAUACGAAGGCGCUGUUGACUGAUAAAAAUGCUUCUGUACGCCGAGCGCUCCUUCGUUCUGUUGCUAGACUCUGCGUCUUUUUCGGCAGCUCAAGAGCAAAUGAUGUUAUUUUGAGCCAUCUGAAUACCUAUCUGAACGAUAAAGACUGGAUCUUGAAAUGUGCCUUCUUCCAAACAAUCGUGGGGGUAGCAACAUUCGUAGGAGGACCUAGCCUCGAAGAAUACAUAAUGCCACUCAUGUUUCAGGCUUUGACGGAUCCAGAGGAAUUUGUUGUCCAAACAGUGCUGACGUCUUUCGCGGCUAUGGCUGAGCUGGGACUUUUCCAGAAAGCGAAGACCUGGCAAAUGGUUGAGAUAUGUGCUAGAUUCAUGGUACAUCCAAACAUUUGGGUUCGGGAAGCGGCAGUGCACUUUGUAGCUGCGUCAACUCGGUAUAUCUCCAUCGCAGAUCGGCAAUGUAUUAUAAUUCCUCUGAUCCGACCCUUUUUGAAGAUCUCUCUGACGAGGUUUACGGAGCUUGACAUACUGGACGCAAUCAAGAAGCCCAUCUCGCUCUCAGUGUUCGAGAUGGCGCUGCUAUGGGCGACUAAAACCAAGAACAGUCUUUUUUGGAAACCUGUACAGCAACAACGCACGUCGUUUCUUGCUACAUCUGGGCUUGAUAUUACGGCACAGUCAGCCAAAGACUCAGGCAAGAGUAUAUUGAACGCUGCUCAAAGGAAUGAUGAGGACGAACAAUGGAUGAAGCGACUUCAAGAAGCUGGGAUGACCGCGGAUGAUGAAUUCAAGAUUCAAGCGCUUAAAGAAUAUCUAUGGCGCCUUGCUCCGAAACGUAUUCAACCAGGAAAGAGCAUCAAACCUUCGGUUCUGGAAAAGCUCGUCCUGCUCAAGGAUCUACAUGUUACACCUCAAACAGUAUUCUUUGAGACAGAAUCCAAAAGCAAGCCACGACGCCAUUCAGAUCUUGGACGUCGGCCAAUGAUCCUAAGGAAGAGAUCAGAAGGGCCAACUCAUACCAUUGCCGAUGCGCUACUUGAUGCCUCGACCAACAUCGAUGAUCCUCGAGUUCGAAGGAAACUAUCAAUUGCAGACACUAGGAAAGGGAGGACAGAAGGAAACCAGGUUGCAAAGGAACUUUCCAAAUUUGACUCACCGCAGUCCAUCUCACGAAGUCCUUCAACGACAGGACCGAAAGGAUUUUUACCUCCCAAAACGAAUGAAACUCAUAGGGUUUUCCAAGAUCAUGCAGACGCGGUUCAGAGUGAGGGUACUAUUACGCCCACUGACUCGGUAAAGGCCAGGAGCAUUCUGGGUAAAAAUGAUUUGCGUCACAAAUCUAGUGCGUUAAAAUUACUUAAUCGCCGAGAUACAUUCAAAGCAAAUGCGGAGACUGCUACCAAUUCAGCAAAUGUGGCUGGUAUGAUGGAGGGCCCGUCUCAACCACAAGAAACCUCCAGCAACACCCCAAAGACUGACGUCGGACACUCGUACACCGGCAAUGACCCAACUAUCCUUAGACUUCUUGACUCAUUGGCGCUGGACAAUUAUCCCAGGGACGUGAUCGAGUUUGGCCCCCUCGUUACGCCAGUCAGCAAGCGCCGUUCCUUGAAGAAGAUUGAUCUUCAAGGAAGCGAGCGUCUUUGGAGACCCCAAGGUACCCUCACUGCCACUUUCGGAGAGCACGCUGCUCCCAUCAAUAGAGUACUUCCCUCUCCCGAUCAUGCUUUCUUCAUAACCUGCUCAGACGAUGGCACCGUCAAGAUCUGGGACACGCUAAGACUUGAACGGAAUAUCGCACAUCGAUCUAGGCAUACUUUCACUCACGCGGAGCAUACACAGGUGAAGGCCAUGUGUUUCAUAGAGAAUACGCACACUUUUGUAAGUGCAGCGACAGACGGAAGCAUUAAGGUCGUCAAAAUCGAGUUCAACAUUAUUGGAGACAACCCAAGAUACGGCAAGCCUCGGGUUGUACGCAGUCACAAAUUACCCAAGGGUGAAUAUGCUAUCUGGCUCGAACAUACUAAAACAGAAACGUCGUCUCUGUUAUUGAUUGCUACCAAUAUGUCAAAAAUCAUCGCCUUGGAUCUCAGGAACAUGGUCGAAUUAUAUACCCUCUUCAAUCCUGUCCAUCAUGGUGCACCUACAUGCUUUUGUGCGAACCACAAACAAGGAUGGCUUGUUCUCGGUACAUCACAUGGAGUGCUAGAUCUGUGGGAUCUUCGCUUUCAUGUUCGUCUGAAAGCUUGGAGCCUUACUGGUGGUGUAGCUAUAAACAGAGUUAUGAUUUUCCCGUUCGAUUCGACUGAACGCAAGAUUUGCGUGACUGGUGGUACAGGCCAAAAGGAUAUUACCAUUUGGGAUAUUGAGAAGGGAGAGUGCUGUGAAGUCUUUCGGAUCGGGAUGUCAAAGGGUGGCGGUAAAGACAGCUUGAAACCCUACGAGGCGUGGGGAGUGGACGACGAAAGGCUAGAGGGUAUGCUAGGCCGUUUUGCUACUGCUAUCGAUCCCCUGAAGGGUGAGAGUGAAAAUUACGGUAUUGGGAUACGGACGCUAUCCAUCGGUCUCGACGCCUCUGACGGCGCUAAGCAUGAUAGCAACAGUGGCUUUUUCUUUACAGGCGGGGCAGACAAGAAGCUCCGUGUCUGGGACUGCUCUUCUGUAGGCAGCUCGAAAAUCAUAAGUGGCCUUGGAGCAGAAGAGCCUCAGCCGAAAUACUUCACGUCACAUCCUACCACUGGACUCACAUUACACACGGAGCGUAUAAUUGACGAUACUGGUAGCAAGGCGCGGAGAUCUAGCAGCAAGCAUCCAAGGAGUACUGUGAUCAGUACACAGCAACAGGCUUUGUUGCGGAGCCAUCUAGAUGAAAUCACGGAUGUAUGCUUAUUAGAGUUGCCUGUUGGGAUGACUGUUAGUGUUGAUCGUAUGGGCUGUAUCUAUAUAUUUCAAUGA
Messenger RNA from Bacidia gigantensis, 4704 nucleotides. RefSeq lists its product as uncharacterized. The record is from RefSeq and is a predicted model, not a curated record. Lineage: Eukaryota; Fungi; Ascomycota; Lecanoromycetes; Lecanorales; Ramalinaceae. Gene Ontology annotation, cellular component: phosphatidylinositol 3-kinase complex, class III, type I; nucleus-vacuole junction; late endosome. Bases 1 to 4704 code for a protein of 1567 amino acids. The transcript has 2 exons. Gene Ontology annotation, biological process: protein phosphorylation; macroautophagy; late endosome to vacuole transport. Gene Ontology annotation, molecular function: ATP binding; protein binding; protein serine/threonine kinase activity.